AAAACAUGGACAAGAAACGGUUAUUAUUGUGUGAAAGCCAUUGUCAUUCUACACGCUAUACCCAUUCAAGUGCGACGUAUAUCAAACACAGUUCAAAUCACCUCUCUCGCAUAGUCACAUUGCAACGUUUAGUGUGAGUGGAGAACAAUCAUCAGGAUGGCACUUGAAUACAAGCAAUUCACGAAUGAAGGUUUUGACGUAGAGGGCGUGGGUCAUGGAGACCCUCCUAGUUACGAUGAGAGUAACGCGAUUCCAAGCUCAGCUCCACCUCAGAACCCUUACCCGCCUCCGAAAUCUCUUGAGUAUCCUAUGCAACAGCCUUCUCACUCUCAGCAGGCUGCACAGUUCCCUCAGCAGCAACCAGGCACUGCUGCCCCCCAGCCGCAGGUGGUUCAGGUGCCGAUCCAACAGAACAUAGCUAAUGUGAGCACGGGAAUAGCACCGAAUGACUACUUUGCUCAAGCUCUCUUUGUCACACUCUGCUGUUGUAUGCCAUUUGGGAUUGUAGCUCUCAUCAAAUCAAGAGAGGUGAAACACCGAUCAGCAGUAGGGGACUACCAUGGUGCCGCUCUCUCAUCUUUGGAGGCGAAAAACUGGUCCAAAAAAGGGUUACUGUUUGGAAGUAUUUCGUUUGGUGUUUCUGUUGUUGUCAUUAUAUACGCUGCAUUACGCACAUCCAUUGAAUAUGGUUAUUAGAAAAAAUAAAAAGAAAGAAGGAGGACAGGGGAUCAUAAUCAGAAAGAAAGAAGGGCUG
This is a messenger RNA of Strongylocentrotus purpuratus (purple sea urchin), 754 nucleotides long. RefSeq names its product proline-rich transmembrane protein 1-like. Gene Ontology annotation, cellular component: membrane. The record is from RefSeq and is a predicted model, not a curated record. Lineage: Eukaryota; Metazoa; Echinodermata; Echinoidea; Camarodonta; Strongylocentrotidae. The coding region runs from base 157 to 696 and encodes 179 amino acids. The transcript has 4 exons.